Messenger RNA from Rhizoctonia solani, 669 nucleotides. Its product is annotated as Transposon Ty3-G Gag-Pol polyprotein. The coding region runs from base 1 to 669 and encodes 222 amino acids. The record is from RefSeq and is a predicted model, not a curated record. NCBI's taxonomy places the organism in Eukaryota, Fungi, Basidiomycota, Agaricomycetes, Cantharellales, Ceratobasidiaceae. The transcript has a single exon.
AUGUUGAAUCAACCGGCGGACACCCUCAAAACUCUCAUCAACUCAGGAGCCACGUCAAACUUUAUCUCCCCCUCAAUCAUGGAAAAAUACAAAAUCCCCAAAACCCUACUCGAAAAUCCACGAGUAGUGAGAAUGUUAGAUGGUACCAUUUCACAGACUGGUCGCAUUUGGCACCAGGUACUCCUCACGGUUUUGGCCAACGGCCACACCCAUUCCAUUCCUUUCCUAGUUUGCCCGAUAGGCAACACCCCGGCAAUACUUGGCAUGACCUGGCUCACAAGCAAAUCCCCACUCAUUGAUUGGCAGCAAGGAACAGUCACGUUCCCUGAACAAGUAACAAUUGCCUCCAAGGAAGAAGCAGACCCCAACCCUCUGGCAAACCUUCCACCCCAAUAUCACAAAUUUGCCCGAGUCUUUGGAGAAGAGGAAUUCAAGGUCUUACCCCCACACAGGGAGUAUGAUAUUGCAAUAGACCUUAUCCCAGAUGCCAAACUCUCCCCUGGCCCUAUCUAUGGCAUGACAGACGCGGAAUCAAAGGCGCUAAAACAACACAUAGACGAAGAAUUGGCAACAGGAAAGAUCCGUCCUAGCACCUCUUCUGCUGGCGCCCCCGUCAUGUUUGUUAAAAAGGCGGAUGGAUCCCUUAGAUUGUGUCGUACACCACUGUAA